AUGGAUGGCACCACCUAUAACCCGGACACCAAGCUCGCCUCCAUCCAGCCCGGUGGCCACUGGCAGACCGUCUACGACACGCUUGCUCCCCACGGUGUUGUUGUCACAGGUGGCCGCGCUGGCACCGUUGGCACUGGUGGGUUCAUCACGGGAGGCGGCAACUCCUUCCACUCGGCCUCGCACGGCAUGGCGUGCGACAACGUCGCCAACUUCGAGGUCGUCCUCGGUGACGGCAGUAUCGUCAACGCCAACAGCACCCACAACGCCGAUCUCUGGCAGGCCAUGAAGGGCAGCUCGGCCAACCUCGGGCUCGUCACCCGCUUCGACAUAACCCCCGUCAUCUGGGGCGGCAACCUCAUCUACGACCUGUCGGCCGGCCCCGCCGUCGUCGACGCCAUGGUCGAGUUCGCCGACAACGUCCACAAGGACGAGAACAGCUCCUCCAUCAUCUACUGGGCAUACAUCCCCGCCAUCGAGGACACCCUUGCCACAAUUGACCUGAUGUCCUCAGUUGCCAAUAAGCUUGGCUCUGGCCAGCCGGCUGGUUUCCGCAACGUCUGGUUCACCGCAUCAUUCAAAAACAACUCCAACGUCAUGAAUUACGCCGUAGACAAAUUCUACGCCCUCAACGCCGAGCUCGAGGACCUCCUCACGGCCGAGUCCGGCUUCAACACGCUCUGCAUGUUCCAGCCCAUCUCCAAGUCCAUCGUGGACAAGGGCGUCCGCAACGGCGGCAACAUCUUCGGGUUGGAGCGCUACACCUCGGGCGGCAGCAACGGCAUGCUGUUCCUCGCCACGCUGGCCAUCAGCGGCGCCGACCAGGAGGCCCUCGCCCUCCCGCUGAUGCGCGACUACACCGCCGAUGUCGAGGCCUUUGCGAGGGCGGAGGGCGUGUACUGGGACUGGAAGUUCCCAAACUACGCGCACAGCAACCAGGACCCCGUCGCUAGCUUUGGCGUCGAGAAUGUCGCGAAGCUGAGGGCUGCGUCGGCCGCGUAUGGCCCGCUGGGCGUGUUCCAGAGGCUCCGCACCACGGGCUUCCAUAUCCCCGAGUGA
Messenger RNA from Phialemonium atrogriseum, 1056 nucleotides. RefSeq lists its product as uncharacterized. The coding region runs from base 1 to 1056 and encodes 351 amino acids. NCBI's taxonomy places the organism in Eukaryota, Fungi, Ascomycota, Sordariomycetes, Cephalothecales, Cephalothecaceae. The record is from RefSeq and is a predicted model, not a curated record. The transcript is spliced from 4 exons. Gene Ontology annotation, molecular function: FAD binding.